This is a messenger RNA of Ricinus communis (castor bean), 1367 nucleotides long. Its product is annotated as GDSL esterase/lipase EXL3. The record is from RefSeq and is a predicted model, not a curated record. Gene Ontology annotation, biological process: lipid metabolic process. Gene Ontology annotation, molecular function: lipase activity. The transcript has 5 exons. Lineage: Eukaryota; Viridiplantae; Streptophyta; Magnoliopsida; Malpighiales; Euphorbiaceae. Gene Ontology annotation, cellular component: extracellular region. Bases 178 to 1227 code for a protein of 349 amino acids.
AUACGGCGACCACCAUUUUUUCCGGGGAACCCACUCGUUAUUGCAUUGCUUCUGUAUAUAGGUGCAUCUCUAAAGAGAUCAGAAACCAUCUUCCGUGAUCAGGAGAAUUCGAUAUAAGAAAAUAUAUUUUAUAUUUUAUAUAAACUAAAAGAAGAAAGAAAGGAAAAUAGGAAAAUCAUGGAGUUUCCUUGGUUUUGUUCUUCUUCUAUCUUAAUUAUAUCGUUUAUAGUCACAAACAGUCAUGUACGGACAGCAACAGCAGAUGUGAAAAUUCCAGCAGUUUUUGCGUUUGGUGAUUCCCUGGUUGAUACAGGCAACAAUAAUUAUAUUUCAACCAUUUACAAGAGCAACUUUCCUCCAUAUGGGGCAAAUCUAGGAGUUGCAACCGGAAGAUUUUCUAAUUCCAAAGUGCUAUCUGAUAUCACAGCGAACAAUCUGAAAAUCAAAGACAGUGUUCCACCUUAUUUGGCCCCAAAUUUGAAAACUAAUGAUCUCCUAACAGGAGUGACCUUUGCUUCGGGUGGCUCAGGAUAUGAUACUCUGACGCCUGUUUUAGUGACAUCAAUAUCACUAGAGGAUCAGUUAAAACACUACAAAGAAUACAAAGAGAAGGUGAAAGGGAUUAUUGGAGAACCCAAAACAGAUUCCCUCUUGGCCAAUAGUAUUCAUCUAGUGUCAGCCGGCAGUAAUGACAUUAGCGACUAUUUUUCUCUACCUGAGAGGAAAGCGCAAUAUGAUGUUAAUUCCUAUACUGAUCUUCUGGUUAACUCUGCUACUACUUUCGUCCAAAGUUUAUAUGAUACGGGAGCAAGAAGAAUUGGAGUUUUCAGUGUACCACCAAUUGGGUGCGUCCCAGCAGAGAGAACCCCAACAGGGUGUGCAGAAAAUCUGAACCGAGCGGCAACCUCAUUUAACUCCAAAUUGUCUAAAUCGUUGGCUUCCCUUGGUGCUAGACUGCCUGGAAGCAAGAUUGUUUUUAUGGAUUUCUAUGCUGAUUACCUCAGCAUCAUCCAAUCGGAUCCCAACAGUUCUGGUUUUGGAGUUGCCAAUAAAGCAUGUUGUGGAACAGGAAAUGCAGAUCUCAACUUAUUAUGUAAUAAAGCAAAUCCCACAAAAUGUGCUGACAUUUCUGAAUAUGUAUUUUGGGACGGGUAUCAUUUCACAGAAGAUGCAUACAUGCUGCUUGCCGGGCUAUCCUACGGUAGAUACGUUCGCCAGUUAUUUUGAGAAUAUCCUGUCUUGUAUUGAAAGUGAAAGCAUUUGUAAAAAUAUAUAUAUGUGCCAGUUAAGUCUGUAAGUAAACUUCCAGACGUUCUUUUUCAGUUGCAAGUUGCAACAUAUAAUAAAAUACGCUGGUUUAGUACUAA